AUGGCGCUCUCUUAUCCUCCUCUCACUGUCCCCUCGUCUCACCCACUCCACUUCCUUCCUUCUUCCUCUGAUCCUCCCUACGACAUUCUUCGAACCCAACCUUCUCUCUCCCUCCUCUCCAAUUGCAAAACCCACCAAUCUCUCCGCGAAAUCCACGCCCAGAUGAUCAAAACGGGACUCCACAACACCAACUACGCUCUCAGCAAGCUUCUCGAGCUCUGCGUUGUUUCCCCACACUUCGACGGGCUUCCUUACGCCGUAUCAGUUUUCGAAACGAUUCAGGAGCCGAACCAGUUGAUUUGGAACACGAUGCUUCGUGGGCACGCCUCGAGUUCGGACCCUGUUUCAGCUCUUGAGCUCUAUGUUCGUAUGGUUUCACUUGGGCAUCUUCCUAACGCUUACACGUUUCCGUUUCUGUUGAAAUCUUGCGCAAAGUCGAAGACUUUUGAGGAAGGGCGACAGAUACAUGGGCAGGUUAUGAAGCUUGGGUGUGAUCUUGAUCGCUAUGUGCACACUUCUUUGAUCUCUAUGUAUGCUAGAAACGGUAGAUUGGAAGAUGCACGUAAGGUGUUCGAUAAAAGUUCUCAAAGAGAUGUAGUUUCCUACACAGCGUUGAUCACGGGUUAUGCGUCGAGAGGUGAUGUUCGAAGCGCACGGAAGGUGUUCGAUGAAAUGUCUGAGAGAGACGUUGUCUCAUGGAAUGCGAUGAUUACAGGGUAUAUCGAAAACGGUGGAUAUGAAGAAGCGUUAGAGUUUUUUAAAGAGAUGAUGAGGAUGAACGUUAGGCCAGACGAGGGUACAUUGGUCAAUGUUGUUUCAGCUUGUGCUCAAUCUGGUAGUAUUGAGUUAGGUCGUCAGGUGCAUUCAUGGGUUGAUGAUGAUCAUGGGUUUGGUUCAAGUCUCAAGAUUGCUAAUGCCCUCAUUGAUUUGUACUCAAAAUGUGGUGACGUGGAUACAGCAUCUGGUCUGUUCGAGAGGUUGUCGUACAAGGAUGUAAUAUCCUGGAAUACUUUGAUCGGUGGUUACACGCAUAAGAAUCUUUACAAAGAGGCAUUGUUGUUGUUUCAGGAGAUGUUGAGAUCAGGUGAAAGUCCAGACGAUGUGACAAUGUUAAGUGUUCUUCCUGCUUGUGCACACCUUGGAGCCAUAGAUAUUGGAAGAUGGAUUCAUUUGUACAUCGACAAGAAAUUAAAGAGUGUUACAAAUGGUUCUGCUCUCCGUACCAGCCUCAUUGACAUGUAUGCCAAAUGUGGAGACAUAGAGGCAGCACAACAAGUGUUCAACAGCAUGAUCUGUAGAAGCUUGUCGUCUUGGAAUGCAAUGAUAUUUGGAUUUGCGAUGCACGGGAGAGCCAAUGCAGCGUUUGAUCUUUUCUCGAGGAUGAGAAAGAAUGGAGUUGAACCAGACGAUAUCACCUUUAUUGGUUUGUUAUCUGCUUGUAGCCAUUCAGGUUUGUUAGACCUAGGACGCCAUAUUUUCAAAUCAAUGACACAUGAAUACAAUAUAGCCCCGAAACUAGAGCACUACGGGUGCAUGAUUGAUCUUCUAGGCCAUUCAGGUCUAUUCAAAGAAGCCGAAGAGAUGAUACAAAGGAUGCCAGUGGAGCCAGAUGGAGUGAUCUGGUGCUCUCUUCUUAAAGCUUGCAAGAAGCAUGGGAAUCUUGAACUUGCGGAAUCAUUUGCACAGAAGCUCAUUAAGAUUGAACCAGAAAACUCAGGUUCUUAUGUACUUCUAUCAAACAUAUACGCCACAGCAGGAAGAUGGGAAGAUGUAGCAAGAAUACGAGCAAUACUAAAUGGUAAACGUUUGAAGAAAGUUCCUGGUUGCAGCUCUAUAGAAAUAGAUUCCGUGGUUCAUGAGUUCAUCAUUGGGGAUAAACUCCAUCCACAGAGUAAAGAAAUCUACGGAAUGUUAGAAGAGAUUGAUGUGCUACUAGAAGAAGCAGGGUUUGUUCCGGAUACUUCUGAAGUGUUGCAAGAGAUGGAAGAAGAAUGGAAAGAAGGAGCAUUGAGACAUCACAGCGAGAAGCUAGCUAUUGCGUUUGGGUUGAUCAGUACCAAACCUGGGACUAAACUUACAAUAGUGAAGAAUCUAAGAGUGUGCAGGAAUUGUCAUGAGGCUACAAAGCUUAUAUCAAAGAUAUACAAAAGGGAGAUUGUUGCUAGAGACAGGACUCGGUUCCACCAUUUCAGUGAUGGUGUGUGUUCUUGCUGUGACUACUGGUAAAAAAAACACAUUAAGAAAAGAUGGUAAAAAUCUAAGAAGAUUCACUUAUGUAAGUUAAGUAUAUACAUGUGAAAGAAUAGCUUUGGGGGAAUCUUUUACUUUGUGUAAUUAUUUAUUUUUCAUGAGAUAAACUAAUUACAAAUUUUAUUUAACAUUUGGAAAGUUGAUAUUUAUA
Messenger RNA from Eruca vesicaria subsp. sativa (arugula), 2401 nucleotides. The record is from the annotation of a GenBank genome assembly. Lineage: Eukaryota; Viridiplantae; Streptophyta; Magnoliopsida; Brassicales; Brassicaceae.